This is a messenger RNA of Lindgomyces ingoldianus, 480 nucleotides long. RefSeq lists its product as uncharacterized. The coding region runs from base 1 to 480 and encodes 159 amino acids. The transcript has 3 exons. The record is from RefSeq and is a predicted model, not a curated record. Lineage: Eukaryota; Fungi; Ascomycota; Dothideomycetes; Pleosporales; Lindgomycetaceae.
AUGACGCCGCCAAUGUUGCACGUUCGAGAGCACAAGGUCGAUGGAAACAGUCAAUGCCUGCUAAGUGAACAAGCUGAGAACUACGCAGAUCUCGAAGAAUGGGCUCGUAUCUUCUUCUCGAAGCCCGAGUAUGAGUAUAGUCUUCACUUUCAUCUGGAAAAUUCGGAAAAUUGUGAAGCAAAUAUAAAUAAGACCGUGUGGAACAAGGGUGCAUACCUACAUCCUUCAAGGCUACAGAACAACAAUCUCCUACUCGUGGCACACUUCCUAAAGAAUGAGAACGAUAACGAUGUCAUCAUAGUUGAGAGUCGUCCAGUACCUCAGGAUGAUAAUCAGCCAAACACUCCGGUAGGCGCCAACCAGCCUAACGGCUUUGUCCGAACGAACGAACCAAAUUGUUCUGUCGGGUUGAUGGCACCCCCUCCUCGACCCACAGCGGAUGAAAUAUACCGAGGACAGAGUCAGGAUAUUCUCCUUUGA